AUGUUGGGAGUGUUUAGUAGCUCGAUCAUGCCUCCGCCGGAAGAGUUGGUGGCAGCGGGGAACAGGACGCCGUCGCCUAAGGCCACGGCGGCGAAGCUGGUGGGCCGAUUCUUAGAGGCCAAUUCUUCGGCUGUGUCGGUUCAGAUCGGCGAUCAUGUUCAGCUCGCUUACAGUCAUAACGACCAGUCCGCUUUAAAGUCCAGAUUAUUUGCAGUCAAGGACGAAAUAUUCUGCUUGUUUGAAGGAUCUUUGGAUAACUUGGGGAGUCUGAAGCAACAGUAUGGCCUUGCCAAGUCUGCAAAUGAGGUGCUGUUGAUGAUUGAAGCAUACAAAGCACUACGAGACAGAGCACCUUAUCCUCCAAAUCAUGUUGUUGGCCAUCUCGAGGGGAAUUUCGCAUUCAUAGUUUUCGACAAGUCCACUUCUACUUUAUUUGUAGCUACGGAUCAAUAUGGCAAGGUUCCCCUCUAUUGGGGAAUUACUGCUGAUGGAUAUGUGGCAUUUGCUGAUGAUGCUGAUUUACUAAAGGGUGCUUGUGGCAAGUCACUUGCUUCUUUCCCACAAGGAUGUUACUUUUCCACAUCAGUGGGUGAACUUAGAAGCUAUGAGAACCCUAAAAACAAGAUCACUGCUGUUCCUGCUAAUGAGGAAGAAAUAUGGGGAGCAAAAUUUAUGGUUGAAGGGUCGACUGUUCUCACAGCCACAAAGUAG
Molecule: messenger RNA, 711 nt
Organism: Fraxinus pennsylvanica
Lineage: Eukaryota; Viridiplantae; Streptophyta; Magnoliopsida; Lamiales; Oleaceae
Source: the annotation of a GenBank genome assembly